Pseudomassariella vexata is the source of this 1257-nucleotide messenger RNA. Its product is annotated as tRNA wybutosine-synthesizing protein 2. Lineage: Eukaryota; Fungi; Ascomycota; Sordariomycetes; Amphisphaeriales; Pseudomassariaceae. The coding region runs from base 1 to 1257 and encodes 418 amino acids. Gene Ontology annotation, biological process: wybutosine biosynthetic process; tRNA methylation. Gene Ontology annotation, cellular component: cytoplasm. The record is from RefSeq and is a predicted model, not a curated record. Gene Ontology annotation, molecular function: S-adenosylmethionine-dependent methyltransferase activity; tRNA methyltransferase activity. The transcript has a single exon.
AUGAAAUUUUCGAAUCCCAUUGAGGCGGCAAUAAUUUCCUGGUUCAUCCUCGUAGAUCAGGAUACACCUUCUAUAACGGUCCAGUUCGAGACUUUGGGCGUCCACCACGAUCUCAUAGAUCACGCACCCAAGAGAUGGACUGUCUACGAACCCAUGGUAUUGCUACCAGCCGGCUCAUUCACGAACGCCAAUUGGACAAGUCUGAUUAGCAGUCUGACUGAAGAUCAACUCGACAAGCUCUGGCAAUCCAUUCUCAACGAAAUCUCGAAGAAAUCGGGGUGCUCCAAGACCACGCCGCUUACUCAUCUUGCAGUGAAUGAGGGCAUCUCUUUGCACGCUGCCCAAGAUGACCACGAUGAUGCGCCUGAAGAGAACAUCCUGCGCAGUCCGGGCGGACUACGCAUGUUACACGGCGACUUCGGACCGUCCGGGCUAUCCUCCCCAGAUCAAAUUGUGACGGGUCAAGAUUUCGAAAAUGCGUUCUGGGUGUCCACGAGGCAGAAUGGCAUAUAUCAAACAUGGGCUCCUCGGUGGACUAUGUUCAGCCGCGGCAACAUCAAGGAGAAGGCACGGUUGCUGUCUUUCCAUGACGCGGCAUCUUCGGACAGCCAGAAUGCCUUGCCGCACAGAGUAUUGCCCGCUGGAGACGUCAAGGAGAAGUGGGCGAUAGAUAUGUAUGCCGGCAUUGGGUAUUUCGUCUUUUGCUAUGCUAAGAUGGGAUUGCGGGUCCUCUGUUGGGAGCUCAACCCAUGGAGUGUGGAAGGAUUGCGGCGUGGCGCAGAUGUGAAUGGGUGGAGCGUCAAGGUCGUACAGGGUGCGGAGCUGGAGGGUCCCAUGGAGAAAGUGAUGGAAGGGGGCGAGAGAAUCGUGGUAUUCUUGGAGAACAACCGGAAAGCUCAGGGACGGAUUCGGGAUAUCCGGAGGCUCCGGGGGGAGGGACAACUAGCUGUUGACUUGGAGGUUCGGCAUGUCAACUGUGGACUUCUGCCAACGAGCAAGGAUAGUUGGGCCGAUGUCUGGGACAUUGUGCGCGAGGGAGAUGGCCAGGAGGCUUGGCUGCAUCUGCACGAGAACGUGGGGGUUGCGGAUAUCGAAACCCGAAAGGCGGAGAUUCAGCAGCUGUUUGACGGUUUGGAUCCGGAGCACCAAUCCGGAAAAGCCGUCGUGGCGCAUGUGGAGCUCGUCAAGACGUUUGCGCCAGGUGUUUGGCAUUGUGUGUUUGAUGUCUACAUUACGAGAUCUAGCGGCGCGGCAUGA